Plenodomus lingam JN3 is the source of this 870-nucleotide messenger RNA. The record is from RefSeq and is a predicted model, not a curated record. NCBI's taxonomy places the organism in Eukaryota, Fungi, Ascomycota, Dothideomycetes, Pleosporales, Leptosphaeriaceae.
AUGUCUCAUUCCCAUUCCCAUUUCCAUGGAGACAGGGUGAUCUUGCUGGAUUUCUUGCAUAUCAAGAGGACCUUGCUCGACAAUUCCUAUGUCACCGCGAUACAGCCUUUCUGGAGCUCCACUGGCGGGCCCUACAAUGGCCUUGUCAAGAAUGGCGAUGAUGACAUCACCCCAGUCGAAGGCAUCACUAUGCACAAAAUCAACACCGUCCUCGCAUUCGGUGCACCCUAUCAACUCUUCGCCGCCCGAGCAGGCCAACUCGCGAUGAACAGCGCACUUGAAGCUGCCCAACUCAACUUUACAUUGGUUUUCACUAUAUCCGUGCCUGAGGACGCCGCGUUCGAAUCGAUUAGCUCUGUGCUCAAGUCUGCGGAUUUGGCCACUCUCCAGGAUGCGCUUCGCUAUCACAUCAUUCCUAGCACAUUUGUUUUUUCGCCAUCCCUGGAGAAUACUACGAUUAUAUCUCUCGAGCGUGCGGACUUGACUUUCACCGUCCUGCCGGAUCGUUCUGGCUGGGUGAAUAACGCGAAUAUGGCGUUUCCAAACACUAUACUGUACAACGUGCGAUUGCGCCAUGAUCGCGCCUCCCUGGAACCAGAUGCUCCUGGAUCUAAGCGGCUGGCCUUUCCCAACGCGUCUGCGGUCUUGCAACUACCUUUCUUCACCGUUUCUUUUGGAGACGACUCCAUGAAAUACACAACAACGCCAAAAUUGCUCAAGACUGUGGCUGCUGUUGCGACUCCCACAGGUGAGCCUACGCUGACGGGCUCAGGGCAGCUCCCUGCAUUCACUGGAGCGGGGAGCAGGAUUUCUCUUGGUGUGGUGGCCGCACUGCCUGUUGCAAUGGGAUUUGCUGCGUACUUUGUUUAG